UCUGUUUGUUCUGUUGCCCCCACUUGGCACAGAUUGACACCAACUCCCCCAUUGUCUUGCACCGGAGAAUGAGUCGGUCUUCGAUCUCCUCUCCACACAGCUCACCUUCUGAUGCACAUCCACUCGCACCGUCUCCUUCCUCUCUGUGUCCAGCCAAUUGACGUCACUCCUUCCCACUACACUUCCUUGGUUGACCUACUUUUCUUCUUCUCCUCUCUCUCUUCUAAUUGCAACCUCAACUACCAUCCUUUUACUUUAUUGCUUUUCCUUAGAUCUGUAAGCAUGCCAUGGCCAGGCUGAUGCCACCAAAGUCUGAGAAAUAUGCACAGCUGUGCUUUCUUUUUGCUCUUCUUUAGAUCUGUUGGAGUCGCAAAACCUAACUCAGAGCCCAAGUUUGAGGUCAAGUCAAUCUCAAAACAUGUGGUUGCAGCAAGUGGUGCAGUAAUGCCUGAUCGAAUCAUGCAGCUGUAAAGUCCAAGUUCUACUUCUUCUUCUUCUUCUUCCACUCCCCCCCACCUUCCUUGUAUAUAACACCACCACCCAAAACCAUUCUGCAAUCUCAACUCUUCUUCUUCAUGUAUAAUUCGAUGGCUGUCGAGACGACAACUGCUUUGAUUCCACCGGCGAGCACAGAGACGAGCGACGAGGACUUGCUGCACAUGGAAGGGUGGGCGAAGCGGAAGCGGACAAAGCGCCACCGCUUCUCUGAUCGGCCACCGACCGAAGAGGAGUCCUUGGCCCACUGCCUCGUUAUGCUCGCCCGCGGCGGACCCGGUCCUCGCCUGCCGUCGUUGGCCUCCGACUCGACGCUGGCGCCACCGCCGGGGAAGCUCGAGUACAACUGCUCCGUCUGCGGGAAGGCGUUCGGCUCUUACCAGGCCCUCGGCGGCCACAAGACCAGCCACCGGAAGCUCACCUGUGCCGCCGACGAGGCCGCCGUCGACACCUCAGGCUCCUCCACUGCCGGCGCCGGCAGGUUGCACCAAUGCUCGGUGUGCCUGAAGACGUUCCCUUCGGGGCAGGCGCUCGGGGGGCACAAGCGGUGCCACUACGACGGAACCCUCGGCAACAGGGGGCUGGAUCUGAACGUGCCAUCGCUGCCCGAGUUCGAGUUCGACGGUGGCGUCAGGCGCUGCCUACCGGCAACGGCGGCGGCGGCGGCCACCGCGGAGGAGGAGGAGGUGCAGAGCCCACUGGCGUUCAAGAAACCGAGACUUCUGAUCCCGGCUUAAGCGCCGACAGCUACCAAAAGUCAACUCCAUUGCGUUCAUUGUUUGUUCGAGAUGAAUACUACUCUUCUCCGUGUACAGAAUUCUUUGUAGGCUGAUGAAGUCAACGAUUCUUUCUCCAAGUUUGAUCAUUAAUAUGAGCUGCAUUAAGAUCUUGA
This is a messenger RNA of Musa acuminata subsp. malaccensis (wild Malaysian banana), 1387 nucleotides long. Its product is annotated as zinc finger protein 1-like. Lineage: Eukaryota; Viridiplantae; Streptophyta; Magnoliopsida; Zingiberales; Musaceae. Gene Ontology annotation, cellular component: nucleus. Gene Ontology annotation, biological process: regulation of DNA-templated transcription. The record is from RefSeq and is a predicted model, not a curated record. Gene Ontology annotation, molecular function: transcription cis-regulatory region binding; DNA-binding transcription factor activity.